Molecule: messenger RNA, 894 nt
Organism: Peronospora matthiolae
Lineage: Eukaryota; Oomycota; Peronosporomycetes; Peronosporales; Peronosporaceae
Source: the annotation of a GenBank genome assembly
AUGGGCCGCAAGACUUCCAAGGCUGUAGGCAAAAAGACUCAUGCGAAAAUCAUGUUCGACACCAAAGAGCUGGACAAAUUCAUGCCGAAGACCCAACGGCGGAAACAGAACAAGACCAAGAAAUCGUCGCACGUAGUGAACGAUGAAGCUCUGGAGCUUAUGCGGAAACAGUUGAACAGCAUUGGCUGCAAAUUGCACGAAGUCGAAGCUGACGGAAAUUGUCUCUUCCGUGCGCUCGCUGAUCAAAUCUUCGGUGACCAAACCCAACAUCAACAAGCUCGAGACGAGAUUGUGGAGUACAUGGAACAUCAACGAGAAGACUUUGAGCCGUUCAUGGAAGAUGAGGAAAAGUUUGAGAAGUACUGUGAGCGGAUGCGAAGCGAUGGUACGUGGGGUGGCAAUCAAGAGCUAUACGCUGCAGCUCGACUUUUCCAGGUAUACGUGGUCGUCCAUCAAGACCAACCGAGUGCCCGGAUAAUGGUCAUCGAGUGCGAUCGACUGAAGCCUACGCGAUUCGUCCAUGUCGCUUACCACGGCGAAGAUCACUACGACAGUGUGCGUCGUAUAACGGACCCCGUCAAUGUUAUUGGAUUGCCAGUUCCGAUUGAGCUUGAUUGUGACGGCUAUCGCCCUCACGAUUUUGCAAAGCGAUGGCAGACACACGCUUCUGCUGCUGCAGCUGUUGAUCAGUUGGAUCAGUUUGUUGGUCUGGAGCCGCCUACGAGUUUAGCCGACGAUGGAAUUGAUCGACUGGCCAGUAGUCUCAGUGUACAGCUACAAGUCGCAGACGAAACGGGUCAUGGCGCAACUAGUAAGACUAUGAGCAAGAAAGAGCAGCGACAAAAGCGCAAAGCCGCUAAGAUGCAAAAGAAGCUACAAUCGAAAUUGAAGUGA